This is a messenger RNA of Pungitius pungitius (ninespine stickleback), 4701 nucleotides long. RefSeq names its product DIS3 like 3'-5' exoribonuclease 2 (gene dis3l2). The record is from RefSeq and is a predicted model, not a curated record. Gene Ontology annotation, cellular component: P-body. Gene Ontology annotation, molecular function: 3'-5'-RNA exonuclease activity; RNA binding. Bases 127 to 3309 code for a protein of 1060 amino acids. NCBI's taxonomy places the organism in Eukaryota, Metazoa, Chordata, Actinopteri, Perciformes, Gasterosteidae. Gene Ontology annotation, biological process: miRNA catabolic process. The transcript has 21 exons.
GGUAGCAUGAUUGUGACCGUUCAUAACGUCAGAGGAAGUGAAUGUGUCAGCCAGCUUUUUGCCCUGUGCGACAGUUACUUAAUUUACACGCGGUGAAUACGGGACGUAAUCUUUGAAGAUUGCCAUAUGGAUCCUCCUCGGCAGGGGAAGAACCUGAAUCGAGAGCCAAAGCGCACUCAAAAUCGGCCAAGCAAUCCUCCUCAGAAAGAUGCCUAUGCGAGGCUCCUCAGUCAGCACUGCAGCAGCAAGUUUAGUCUGUAUCUAGAGCAAUAUGCAAAGGACAAAGCAUUUCAAAGGGACGAAACUUUGCCAAGCCCCUUGCUCAAGGCCCAGAGUGACAGGCAGAGCAUACCACAAAAACAAAGGGAGCAAGUGCCCAAUGAUUUCUCUGAUUCAAGUGACUUUUCCCCCUCUUCGAUGAAAAGUAAAGGAGAAGAGAGUUCACUGUCAUUGUACAUGGAGAAACUCAGCACCCGCACUGCUCAGCAGGACUUUGAAAGGAAGCAGGGUGUGUCUGACAGACAGCGAUGUGGACAGAGAAGAGACACAGCCACCAGCCAAGAUGGAGACGUCGAGUCUGGUGAGGAGCUUGGCUCUUUAAAACCCUAUGAAUCAAAGAAGCGGAAAACCAGGGACUUUAACAAAGAUGUUGCAUCGAAAGAGACUGAGUCAUUUGUUGGACGUCCCCAGUCCCCAAACACAGCUGGUACAAGUGGACAGGAGCAAGAGAAGAUGAAGAAGUCAAAGAAAAAAAAGGCUAAUUCAAGGCAGCCAGAAGAGGAUAGAAGCGGAGAAGGGCAGUUCCGAUCUGGGGUUGACACUCGGAUGUUAAGGCCAAAGUCCCCUCCUGGUAUAGAGAAAAAACUGCAGCAGCCAAGAUCUUCAAGUGCCAAUUCUCCUGCUGACAAGGGUAAGAACAGAGGACCCAGGGGAUCAAAGAGACCUGUUUUUGAAUCCUACAUGACAUUUGAGGAGGUUUCCCAUGGCCUCAAAAGAGGAGAACUCAUUCAGGGAAAGUUAAGGAUCAACCCCAAAAAAUAUCAUGAUGGUUUCAUCCCAUCUCCUGAUGAUGGGCGAGAUGUAUAUCUGGAUGGGAUUGUAGCUCGCAACAGAGCACUGAAUGGUGACAUAGUGGUGGUACGAAUUCUCCCUAGGGAGCAGUGGAAGGUUGUGAGGUCAGAUACGGAGUAUGAGGGCACCAGUGAGUCAGACACCCAGAAAGAAAACAUGGGGCGAACAGUGCACAAGAAGACAACAGCGCGUACUCCCAGGCCUGCUGGUAUUGAGGAUGACCAAUGUAGCGACCAGGACGAACUAAUUCGAAAAUUGCAAAAUACCGCCCUCACUGACACAGAAAUAGGCGAACAUCUGCAAGACCCCUCAACCCCGCGACCCAAUGGGGAAAUACUCCAGAAGACUGCUAAAGUGGUGUACAUCAUUGAAAAAAAGCACUCAAGGGCCGUGACAGGCUUUCUGAAAUUCCUACCAGACAAGCCUUUCGCCAUGUUCUCUCCUGUGGACCACCGGGUGCCACGGAUUAACGUUCUCCUCGCCGAUUGUCCCGAAGACUUCAGUUCCCGUCCGGGCGACUACACCAACACCUUGUUCAUUUGUCGUAUCACCAACUGGGCGGCCGACAGCAACUUUGCUGAAGGUCAACUUGCCAAGACGCUGGGUCAGGCCGGAGAAAUCGAGCCAGAGACGGAGGGCAUCCUCAUAGAGUACGAGGUGGAUUUUUCAGAGUUUUCAGAUGGGGUAUUGAACUGUUUACCCAAGAACCUGCCCUGGACCAUCCCUGCUGAGGAGAUGAGUAAGAGGAGAGACCUGAGGAAGGAGUGCAUCUUCACAAUCGACCCUUCCACCGCCAGAGACCUGGACGACGCUUUGUCUUGUAAAAGACUCCCUGAUGGUAACUUUGAGGUGGGAGUUCACAUUGCUGAUGUGAGCUAUUUUGUGGAGGAGGACAAUGCUCUGGAUGCCAUCGCCAGCCGAAGAGCAACUAGUGUGUACAUGGUUCAGAAGGUGAUCCCCAUGUUGCCCCGGUUGCUGUGCGAGGAGCUGUGCAGCCUCAAUCCUCAAACUGACAGACUCACCUUCUCUGUCAUUUGGACGAUCACACCGGAGGGGAAGAUCCUGAGCGAGUGGUUUGGCCGCUCCGUUAUCUGCUCCUGCGUGAAGCUGAGUUACGACCAUGCCCAGUCCAUGAUCGAGGCCCCUGAAAAGAUUUUCCCUGCUGAGGAACUGCCCCCCGUGGACCCCAUGCACCCCAUUGAUGAGAUCCAUCAGGCGGUGCUGAACCUGCACUCCAUUGCAAAGAACCUCCGCGCUCAACGCUUCACAGGAGGAGCCCUCAGACUGGAGCAGUUGAAACUGUCCUUCACUCUGGACAAAGAGACCAUGAUGCCUCAAGGCUGCUACGUUUACCAAUACAGAGACAGUAACAAGUUGGUGGAGGAGUUCAUGUUACUGGCUAACAUUGCUACAGCCCACCACAUCCACAAGCAAUUCCCCCAGCUAGCCCUGCUCAGACGCCACCCUCCACCCAAGGCCAAAAUGAUGGAUGAGCUGCAGGAGCUUUGUGACCAGUUGGGAAUCAACUUGGAUCUCUCCUCUGCAGGAGCAUUGAAUAAGAGUCUCAACGCAAGUCUUGGCGAUGAUGAGUAUACCACUGCCAGAAAAGAAGUCCUCACACACAUGUGCUCCAGACCCAUGCAGAUGGCGCUGUACUUCUGUACCGGUGUACUUAAGGAUGAGCAGCGGUUUAAGCACUACGCACUCAACGUCCCCUUCUACACUCACUUCACGUCCCCUAUCAGACGCUACGCUGACAUUGUCGUCCACCGGCUGCUGGCUUCUUCACUUAAUUGUGGGCCUGGCUUGGGGCUGUCAACGGAAGAAGUCGAGAAACAGGCAUUGCGCUGCAAUGAAAGAAAGACCGUGUCCAAGCGAGUCCAGGAGCUCAGCUCUGAGCUCUUCUUUGGCGUGUUUGUAAAGGACUGCGGCCCUCUGGAGUCUGAGGCCAUGGUGAUGGGGGUCCUGGAUCAGUCCUUUGAUGUGCUUGUUCUCCGUUACAGAGUACAGAAACGUGUCUACUGCAAGUCUGUUGUGGGUCUGGACUCAUUCCGCCAUCGUAAAGUGGGGAAGACAUCUGAACUGACACUGGUCUGGAGAGCAGAGGACCGAGAGAACGCUCCGGUAGAGCAGGUCAUUUCAAUCUUCACGUUAGUGGAGGUGCAGCUCAAAGCUGACGGUGCCCCCAUGAAAUACAGUGCUGUGCUCAAGAGGCCCGAGGAGUGCAAGUCCAACUGAGAAGCAAUCAAAACACUACAAUGGACAUUUUUAAUUGCACAUUUUCUUUUGUUUGGUAGAAGCAGCUUAGAAGCUGCAUUGCUGUGGUAAGCGCCACUUACUUUCCCAUUGACUUUCAUUCUUAGUGUGAAGGCCAAUCUAGUGUUUUUUUAUUUUUGGGGUUAAAUAUUUUGUAUUUAGUUGAAAAGGGAACUCUGCGUUCCGAAUUUCUUUGUUUCAUUUUUACAAUACAUGGAAGGUCAUAGACAUGAACCUAUUGGGAACAAAAGGCAAGUUGAGUUUCAUUCUUAGGAGAUGUAAACCUAAAUGAUGCUAUGAUUUGGAAAAUGGCUGUCAAUGUAUCAUUUAGGAUUCGUAGUUUAGUGAACUCAUUGGCACACUACCCAAUAUAACUCAAUGCCUGGAUUUGAAAUUGAAUUGUGACCCAGGUCUCCUAAGAAAAGAACCAAAGCAGCAUUAGUUGUAUUUUAGUGUUUGAUUUAUUGAGGGCCGUAUUGUACACUGUCUAAUGUGUGAAAGCUGCUAUUUCAGUUGAACAUCAAUAUAUUUGUGUUCUGCAAAGCAAUAGAGCCACACUUCUAAAGUUGACUUAUUUUGCUGUCCUGACCUGCUAUGCUGGCUGUAAAAUACCUUCUCUGAUUGACGGAACCGCUAUCUUAACUUACCAUAAGCCAUCUAGGAUUUUUUAGUGUCGUAUAUAUUUAUUGUUUUAUAACGGUUGAUCUUUGCGACUCUUGUGUGUGAUUGGAGGGCUAAUUCAGAACCGCUUGUACGACUGUUCAUUAGAUUUGAUUUCUUAAACGUAUUGUUCUUGUCUAAACUAAGGCACGUUUUCUGUUCUUAAGAUGGGUCGAGGCGUAAUCAUUUCUCACCUAAUUCUUACUGCUUGUAGAAGAAAAUAGGAAUGCCUUUAAUUGCUGCUGAAAGUGAUUGGUGGCCUCGAAGUUGAUGAGCUCGUUUGGAGUGCUUCCGUUUGUUGUUUAUGGGGGAUUUCUAUGCUCUGAAUCAGUCGGUUCGACUGGAUUUGUGCAGCAGAAGUACUUUAUUGACCUCAUUAAUAUCAACUGUGAAUUUUAAGCCUUAAUUUAAGUGGGCAGAAAACUUUGCCGCUGUAAAUUUGUUGAAGUCCCAUUUUGCUUUGGGUCGGUGUGCCUCUUAAGUUAUGAGUGCCAAUUUAGUGUCAUAAAGCAUCUGCUACCUCUGCACUAUUUUGUUUUAUCUUCAGAUGUCUCAAUGAAUAAAAGGCCUGUCAUAAGUUUAUUUUGCUUCCAUGGGCUUUUAGGUUGUGAUGUAAACUUUACAUUUAUUUUAAACCAGCAAGUGUUUGUGCAAAAACAUCUGUACUGAUUUUAGUAGGAUGUGUUUCUGUGAUUUCAGGUUGAAAAAAACAAA